Oncorhynchus gorbuscha (pink salmon) is the source of this 2310-nucleotide messenger RNA. RefSeq names its product deoxyribose-phosphate aldolase-like. Lineage: Eukaryota; Metazoa; Chordata; Actinopteri; Salmoniformes; Salmonidae. Bases 129 to 1085 code for a protein of 318 amino acids. The transcript has 9 exons. Gene Ontology annotation, cellular component: cytoplasm. Gene Ontology annotation, biological process: carbohydrate catabolic process; deoxyribonucleotide catabolic process. The record is from RefSeq and is a predicted model, not a curated record. Gene Ontology annotation, molecular function: deoxyribose-phosphate aldolase activity.
GAUUGGUGGAUUGAGGGGGGCGGUAACUAUACAUUCAGGAAGAGGUCCAUGGACUGUAAACUCUGCUAGCUUGCUAUUUGAAUCCGAUGGAAAAAUAACUCCGUUUGGUCGUUAAAUCGUCGUUAACCAUGUCUGCAAGAAACCCGGGCAUGCCCCUUGACCUGGAAUGGGUGUCCAAGGUGCGGGUGAACACCCAGGCAGUGCUGAAGAGAGCUCAGCAGAUCCAAGGACGCAAUAAGAACACGAAACAAUGGCAGGCGGCGUGGCUGCUGCGGGCGGUGACCUGUAUUGACCUGACGACCCUGGCCGGUGACGACACACCCGGCAACGUCCACCGGCUGUGUAUGAAGGCUACCCAGCCGGUACGCUACGACCUGCUGAAGAGCAUGGACAUGCAGGACAAAGGUGUGACUACUGCAGCGGUGUGCGUGUACCCAUCUCGUGUGGCUGAUGCUGUGAAGUCACUGAAAGCAGCCAACUCCAGCCUACCUGUCGCCUCAGUGGCGACCGGUUUCCCUGCAGGCCAGACCUCUCUGAAGACCAGGCUGGAGGAGGUCCGUAUGGCUGUAGAGGAUGGAGCUAUGGAGAUCGAUAUAGUCAUUAACAGGACUCUGGCCCUCACUGGCCAGUGGGAAGCCAUGUAUGAGGAGGUGUGUCAGUUCAGAGAGGCCUGUGGGGAGGCUCACAUGAAGUCCAUCCUGGCUAUAGGAGAGCUGGGGACCUACACCAAUGUCUACAAGGCUAGUCUGGUGGCUAUGAUGGCUGGGUCGGACUUCAUCAAGACGUCAACAGGGAAGGAGUCUGUCAACGCUACCUACCCUGUCGCCAUAGUGAUGGUCAGAGCCAUCCGGGACUACUUCCUGAAGACUGGACAUAAGGUUGGUUUUAAGCCUGCUGGUGGGAUCCGUACAGCCAAGGAGUCGUUGGUGUGGCUGACUCUGAUGAAGGAAGAGCUGGGAGACGAGUGGCUGAGCCCUCGCCUCUUUAGACUGGGGGCUAGUAGCCUGCUGGCUGACAUAGAGAGACAGAUCUACCAUCACGUGACUGGUCGCUACGCAGCCUAUCACCAGAUGCCCAUGGCCUGAAACCACGGUUACCAUUUCCAAAGUGACCAAUUCCGAAACCUCACCCGAACCAGCCUAUCGCUGUGCAAGAUACCUCUGUUGUUGGACUUGGAGAGAGAGCCUGAUGUUUUACUGUGUACAGUACUACUCGUAUAUCUGUCAUUUUACUGUGUACAGUACUACUGGUAUAUCUGUCAUUUUACUGUGUACAGUACUACUGGUAUAUCUGACAUUUUACUGUGUACAGUACUACUGGUAUAUCUGUCAUUUUACUGUGUACAGUACUACUGGUAUAUCUGACAUUUUACUGUGUACCAGACAUACAGUACUACUGGUAUAUCUGGCAUUUUACUGUGUACAGUACUACUAGUAUAUCUGACAUUUUACUGUGUACCAGACAUACAGUACUACUAGUAUAUCUGUCAUUUUACUGUGUACAGUACUACUAGUAUAUCUGUCAUUUACUGUGUACAGUACUACUGGUAUAUCUGUCAUUUUACUGUGUACAGUACUACUGGUAUAUCUGUCAUUUUACUGUGUACAGUACUACUGGUAUAUCUGUCAUUUUACUGUGUACAGUACUACUGGUAUAUCUGACAUUUUACUGUGUACCAGACAUGCAGUACUACUGGUAUAUCUGUCAUUUUACUGUGUACAGUACUACUGGUAUAUCUGACAUUUUACUGUGUACCAGACAUGCAGUACUACUGGUAUAUCUGUCAUUUUACUGUGUACAGUACUACUGGUAUAUCUGACAUUUUACUGUGUACCAGACAUGCAGUACUACUGGUAUAUCUGACAUUUUACUGUGUACAGUACUACUGGUAUAUCUGACAUUUUACUGUGUACCAGACAUGCAGUACUACUGGUAUAUCUGUCAUUUUACUGUGUACAGUACUACUGGUAUAUCUGACAUUUUACUGUGUACAGUACUACUGGUAUAUCUGUCAUUUUACUGUGUACCAGACAUGCAGUACUACUGGUAUAUCUGACAUUUUACUGUGUACAGUACUACUGGUAUAUCUGUCAUUUUACUGUGUACCAGACAUGCAGUACUACUGGUAUAUCUGACAUUUUACUGUGUACAGUACUACUGGUAUAUCUGACAUUUUACUGUGUACAGUACUACUGGUAUAUCUGUCAUUUUACUGUGUACCAGUCAUGCAGUACUUCUGGUACAUCUGCCUCUUUGUGCCUUGAGACAGCUAGCCAGUAUGGUUUCAUCUAGUCCCCAUCCAUACUACUG